This is a messenger RNA of Mycena indigotica, 1812 nucleotides long. RefSeq lists its product as uncharacterized. Bases 1 to 1812 code for a protein of 603 amino acids. The record is from RefSeq and is a predicted model, not a curated record. NCBI's taxonomy places the organism in Eukaryota, Fungi, Basidiomycota, Agaricomycetes, Agaricales, Mycenaceae. The transcript is spliced from 8 exons.
AUGGAAACAGGCAGCCCUCCUCCACCAAAACAAUUCCCUCCCCCAGACGACUUCUCUCCGUACAACAAGCUUAAACAGUUCCGAAUGGCGGACUUCAUGUACCGCAAAGUCCAGAUGUCCGCUGGCGAAAUCAACGAACUAAUGGACAUUCUUGCGUCGGAGGACGGUGACGCGCCAUUCGCCGACGCGGACGAACUGUAUGCGACUAUCGAUGCGACAGAGCGGGGCCAUAUUCAAUGGCAGGCAUUCAAUGUCUCGUAUGAAGGAGAAGAUGAUUGCAACUCCCCAAAUGCGCUGACCUGGAAGAAAAAGGAGUACACUGUGUACUUCCGCGAUCCUCGCGCGGUUCUUCAGCAGCAACUCGGCAACCCAGACUUCAAGAACGAGCUGGACCUCAGUCCCAAACGUGUCUAUGAUGCAAACGGCGAACGCAUCUAUCAAGACUUCAUGUCGGGCCAGUGGGCCUGGCGCCAAGCAGACAAGAUUGCUACCGAUCCACAGACCCAUGGUGCCGUUUUCGUUCCUGUCAUUGGCGGAAGCGACAAAACGACCACAUCUGUCGCCACAGGCCAAAAUGACUUCUACCCGCUUUAUGUGUCCAAUGGGCUUGUUUAUAACACCAUUCGACGUGCCCAUCGCAAUGCACUUGAUGCAUCCCUAGCUGACCGAGAACACCAAAACGGGGCUGAUUUCCGUACUUUCCGACGACAACUUUUUCACGCGUCCCUUCGUCAUAUCUUCUCCUCACUCAAGGGCGCAAUGACAACACCAGAGGUUGUCUUAUUCGGGGACGGCCACUAUCGUCGUGUCAUUUAUGGACUCGGUCCAUACAUUGCUGAUUACCCCGAGCAAGUGCUACUAGCUUGUGUCGUUCAGGGCUGGUGCGCGCGAUGUCAUGCGUCCAAUAAAGACCUCGAUGGUGAGGGCGGACGACGCACACAACAGCAUACGGAGGAUCUCUUUGAUGCCUUCGACCAUAAGGCUCUUUGGGACCAAUAUGGUGUCAUUCCCGAUGUUCUACCUUAUACCUGGGACUUUCCCCGAGCAGACAUUUACGAGCUGCUUUCCCCCGACUUACUACGGGAGUAUUUAGAGCUCAUACAUGGUAAAACCGAAGCGGCCAAGAUCAUGGCAGAUAUUGACCGGAGGAUUGCUGCCGUACCACCAUUUCCUGGCAUCCGUCGCUUUCCUGAAGGACGGGGUUUCAAGCAAUGGACGGGUGAUGAUUCGAAGGCAUUGAUGAAGGUUUACCUUUCUGCAAUUGAAGGCCAUGUUCCUCCUCAAAUGCUCCGUGCAUUCAGCGCAUUUCUCGACUUUUGUUACCUUGUGCGGCGAAAUGUGAUCAGCGAGUCGACACUGCAAGAAAUCGAAAAUGCACUUACCAGAUAUCAUAAGGAGCGUAUUAUAUUUGAAACAAGUGGUGUAUGCCCUGAUGGUUUCAAUCUCCCUCGUCAACAUGCGCUCACACAUUAUGCACUACUCAUCACGGAGUUUGCUGCGCCGAAUGGUCUCUGUUCUUCAAUAACCGAAUCGAAACAUAUCAAGGCCGUUAAAGAGCCCUGGCGUCGAUCAAGCAAGUACGAGGCACUGAGCCAGAUGCUCACUAUCAAUGACCGACUCGACAAUCUCGCUUCCACACGUGUUGACUUUGAGGAACGUGGCAUUCUCAAUCCCCAAGCACCUGACCCUGUACUUCCGCUUCCGCCUGCGGUUCAAGCUCGACUUCAAGCUCAUGAUACCGACGAUGACGAUAAUCCUGACAGUCCUGAGAUUGAGGGCGAGGUUCAUCUAGCAAAGCUUCCUAGUAUGUGA